AUGGGAGCUUUCAUCAACUUGUCCACAUCUGCUUCUGUCAUUCUCCUGGUAGUUCACGGAGGUUUCUGUGUGGAUAUCAUUGGAGGAAAUGAAGUAGCACCACACUCCAGACCAUUUAUGGCCCUAAUCAAUGGAUCAAAUGGAAAAGCUAUUUGUGGAGGAGCUUUGAUCAAGGAAGACUGGGUGUUAACAGCUGCCCACUGUAAUGUGAAAGGAGGGAGAGUUAUUCUUGGAGCUCAUUCACAGGAAAAAAGAGAAAAAGAAAAACAGUUUUUUCAGAUUGCAAAAUAUAUUCGCCAUCCAUACUACUGUUCCAAUCAUAAGGAAAACGACAUUAUGCUUCUGCAGCUUAAGGGAAGAGCAAGACUUAAUAAAGCUGUGCAGCUGAUUCCCCUGCCUACUUCAGUUGAUGAUCCCAAACCAGGAACAACUUGCACAGUAGCAGGAUGGGGACAAACUCACAAUUAUCUGAGAAAGUUUUCUGAUACCCUGAGGGAGGUCAAUAUCACUGUCAUCAGUAGGCAAAUCUGCAAUGACAAGCAGCAUUAUAGAAACAACCCUGUUAUAACAGACAACAUGAUAUGCGCAGGGGCUAAGAAAGGAGGAAAGGACUCGUGUUUUGGGGAUUCUGGCGGACCUUUAAGAUGCAAUAAUGUGAUGAGAGGCAUUACUGCUUUUGGGAAGGCAAACAAGUGUGGUACUGUUGAUGGCCCUGGUGUCUACACUCGACUCACAAAGCAAUACCUUCAGUGGAUAAGGAAAACCAUAAGGGGAGCCUAA
This is a messenger RNA of Athene cunicularia (burrowing owl), 780 nucleotides long. It is a transcript of the gene GZMA, whose product is annotated as granzyme A. Bases 1 to 780 code for a protein of 259 amino acids. Gene Ontology annotation, biological process: proteolysis. Lineage: Eukaryota; Metazoa; Chordata; Aves; Strigiformes; Strigidae. The record is from RefSeq and is a predicted model, not a curated record. The transcript has 5 exons. Gene Ontology annotation, molecular function: serine-type endopeptidase activity.